Molecule: messenger RNA, 769 nt
Organism: Beta vulgaris subsp. vulgaris (sugar beet)
Lineage: Eukaryota; Viridiplantae; Streptophyta; Magnoliopsida; Caryophyllales; Amaranthaceae
Product: sm-like protein LSM2
Exons: 4
Coding region: 178-459 (93 amino acids)
Biological process (GO): mRNA splicing, via spliceosome
Cellular component (GO): Lsm1-7-Pat1 complex; catalytic step 2 spliceosome; U6 snRNP
Molecular function (GO): RNA binding
Source: RefSeq, a predicted model, not a curated record
UUUUCUGUAGAGGAGGGAGUUUGUAAGUUGUAACCCUAACUCUCCAAAUCUCCAUACUCCAUCCCGUAGGAAUUUCGCGAUUACAAGGAGAUUGCCUCCUCUCUCUGCUGAUUACAGGUUCAAAUUCACCCAUUUCAGAUAGAUCUCAGAACCUGAGACCCGAGGAAGCUGUAGAAAAUGCUGUUCUUUUCAUAUUUCAAGGAAAUUGUGGGGCGUGAAGUGGUCGUGGAACUGAAGAAUGAUUUAGCCAUUAGGGGCACCCUCCGUUCGGUUGAUCAAUACCUCAAUAUCAAGCUGGAAAACACUAGGGUUGUUGACCAAGACAAGUAUCCUCACAUGCUAUCCGUGAGGAACUGCUUCAUAAGAGGCUCAGUCGUGAGAUAUGUCCAACUGCCACCAGAUGGAGUUGAUAUUGAAUUGCUUCAUGACGCCACAAGGAGAGAAGCUCGAGGCGGUUAGAUAUGUCACACACUGAUACUUGGUAGCAAGCAUUAUUUGAUGGAUCUUGUGCGGACUGACUUUACCUGCUAAGAGUGUUUCGUUUUGGUUCGGAUAUUGGUAGUGGCGUUAGUUCAAUGCUCCGGACGCUCUUUAUAUGUUCUGGGGCAUAUAGGUUUACCAAUUGUAAUGAAAUUAGCUGUAAGUGACCUUAUACAUUUGUUGCGAUGGUGAAUGUUAGAAAAUCCUGAGAUUAUGAAAUAUGCUUGCACAGCUGAAAACCUGGAGUUAUUUAUGCAUUUUUUUGUCAAGCCCAAGCGAUACAUUUUUA